GAGGCGGGCGCGCGCGCCUUCGUCCUCGACUUCGACGGCGACGUCCAGGCGUCGCAGCUGGCGAACCUGCGGGAGGAGGUCACGGCGGUGCUCGGCUUCGCGAACGCGACGCGCGGCGACGAGGUCGUGCUGAAGCUCAACUCGGGCGGCGGCACGGUCACGGGCUACGGCCUCGCCGCGGCCCAGCUCAUGCGCGUCAAGGACGCGGGCUUCAAGCUCACGGUCUGCAUCGAGCAGGUCGCGGCGUCGGGCGGCUACAUGAUGGCGUGCGUCGGCGACCGCAUCGUCGCGUCGCCCUUCGCGGUGCUCGGCUCCAUCGGCGUCAUCUCCGACAUCCCCAACGUCUACCAGCGCCUCAAGAAGGAGGGCAUCGAGUUCCAGACCGUCACGGCCGGCGCCUACAAGCGCACGCUGACGCCGACGAAGAAGGUCACGAAGGAGGACAUGGACAAGUCGAAGCAGGACAUCAAGGAGAUCUUCACCUUGUUCAAGACCUUUGUGGCGGGCCAGCGGCCGGCCCUCGACAUCGACGCCGUCGCCACGGGCGAGACCUGGUUCGGCGAGGACGCGCUCAAGCGCCGCCUCUGCGACGAGCUCCGCACGUUCGACGAC
Molecule: messenger RNA, 612 nt
Organism: Aureococcus anophagefferens
Lineage: Eukaryota; Pelagophyceae; Pelagomonadales; Pelagomonadaceae
Exons: 1
Biological process (GO): proteolysis
Cellular component (GO): plasma membrane
Molecular function (GO): serine-type endopeptidase activity
Source: RefSeq, a predicted model, not a curated record